Messenger RNA from Tupaia belangeri chinensis (Chinese tree shrew), 636 nucleotides. RefSeq names its product RNA polymerase III subunit K (gene POLR3K). Gene Ontology annotation, cellular component: RNA polymerase III complex. The transcript is spliced from 3 exons. Bases 89 to 415 code for a protein of 108 amino acids. The record is from RefSeq and is a predicted model, not a curated record. Gene Ontology annotation, biological process: termination of RNA polymerase III transcription; DNA-templated transcription. Gene Ontology annotation, molecular function: zinc ion binding; nucleic acid binding. Lineage: Eukaryota; Metazoa; Chordata; Mammalia; Scandentia; Tupaiidae.
GGGCCGGCUGGGAAGGCGGACUCUGCGUGCGAGCGGCGCUAGCGGCCCGGGGCUCCCGGGGGUGCGUCACGCAGGGCCGUCCUGGGCCAUGCUUCUGUUCUGCCCGAGCUGCGGGAACGGGCUGAUCGUGGAGGAGGGUCAGCGCUGCCACCGCUUCGCCUGCAACACCUGCCCCUACGUGCACAACGUCACUCGCAAGGUGACAAACCGGAAGUAUCCAAAGCUGAAGGAAGUGGAUGAUGUGCUUGGGGGUGCAGCUGCCUGGGAGAACGUGGACUCCACUGCAGAGCCGUGCCCCAAAUGUGAGCACCCUCGUGCCUACUUCAUGCAGCUUCAGACCCGCUCUGCGGAUGAGCCGAUGACCACCUUCUACAAGUGCUGCAGCCCUCAGUGUGGACACCGCUGGAGGGACUAGGCCAGGCUGGAGCACCCUGCUGGGGUGUGGGAGUGUUUUUAGGGUAUUUGCUGGUAUAGGGGAAAGGAACCCUUUUGGCGUAGAAGGCCAGUGUGUCAGUCUAAUCCUCUCUCUCUCUUUCUCUGGUGAGAGCACAUGCCCUGUAGAAAAUAAUAAUGGUGGGGUCCAGCAGGUGGUGUGGCAGUUAAGGGUGCUGGACUCUCACAUGGCUGACUGCAGUU